Molecule: messenger RNA, 7145 nt
Organism: Gadus macrocephalus (Pacific cod)
Lineage: Eukaryota; Metazoa; Chordata; Actinopteri; Gadiformes; Gadidae
Gene: setd5
Product: SET domain containing 5
Exons: 26
Coding region: 2376-6890 (1504 amino acids)
Molecular function (GO): protein binding
Source: RefSeq, a predicted model, not a curated record
UAGGCCUUAUGGUGUGUCCCUGAAUUCUCGGGACGCCAGCCUUCCGAAGUUCGAAAAUCUCCCAGCUUUCUUGCAACAUUUCUCGGAGGCACGCCCCUUUUUGUCUUCAUCCCUCGGAAUUCUGAGUAGACCGAGAGCAGCGAUGACACUCAACAAAAAUUGCUGCGACUGUGAAGAUAUGUAUUUUCUUUGUAUUUGUACCACGUUGGUCAUUUUAAUGUGCAGUACAAUGUAAAGUUGUGUUUGUUUUCGGGCUGGUUUGCUAAAGAGGCUAACGUAGCAAACAAUAAACAACUACUAGCCAAUUUCAUGACACAAUCACAAAGACGAACGGGAAUGCUAUAAAUGCUCCGAGACCGGAAAUGACGUUGCAACUCGGAAGACUGGCGUCCGAGGAUCCAGGAAACCACCAUUAUACGACUAGGAACGAGGUAGGCCUUAUAUGAAUAGGUAGACCUUAUACGACUAGGUAGGCCUUAAAUUACUAUGUAGACCUUAAACGACGAUGUAGGCCUUUUAUUUCUGAAGCUACGCUGCGACCACGCACCCAUUGUAAUGGUUAGGAGAGACGGCCAUGAUCGAUCGCUUUGAAUCAUGCGACCCUUCCAGAACCUGCUUGACCAUAAACCACUGCUAUAUCUAAAUGCAAGCUGCUCCAGACCUGGGAAGGUGUGUAGAAGAGACCCCAUGACAUCUCUUGUCUCUGGGGGCUCUAGUAAACCUACGUUUAGGGCCUACAAGCCUGUUCAUUUUAUUAUAUUUAAGUGAUCACAAUCCAUACGGUAUUUUUUUUUAUGAACCCUUAUCAGACGUAAUCUAGCAAAUGUACAAUGCGGCUAUUUUCUUCGUCCGAACACCGCAACAAAUGACGUUGACCACCUCAGCCAUUCACAAUCCGGCUCCCAGGUCCCGUGACCUGACAAGAAUCCAAUCACGCUUUAAGCAAAUAUAUGACGUUAACGUGAUCAAAAAUAUUAAUAUAAAAAAGCUAGCAACAUUUGAACACCUCGAAACUACAGCUAUUCUUCAUAGCCUAAUAAAGUUAUAGUUGACACUUCUGCUUCCCAACGCGAAUUUGUUCAUUAAUAUCCUCGAAUACAAAGAUUUGGGAAGGAGUGAGUAAACGAGGAGGGACCUUCGUGAAAAGAUGUAACCUACUGGUCAUUUCCCCUGCCCCAUCCCUUACCAGACCAUACAGGAGCGUCCCCUCCUACUAUAUACUCCCUUCAUUCUACUGGCCGUGUCCCUGGAACCGGGCCCCAGAGACCCCGUGUAGCUGACGUCUGCCACUACAGAAUCUUCCAUAUAGAUAAUACAACCUCAAAUCAAACAAAAACAUUAUUCCACUACUGAGAUAAAAUUAGUUCCAGGGUAAUUGCAUUUAAUAACGACAUUCCCAAAAUGUGAAACAAAUCCAUGUACAACUACUUCCGAACGCAUCCACAGUUGUACUGUUCUCCUCCUCCAAAUGGCUCAAUCACACGUACUGCGAAGGACACGAAGCUCCGCUUCAUAUGGCACCCGCGCCUCUGUGCGUACUAGACUACCAACACAUGCAGUUGUCUAGCGGACCAAUGACGUUCCUUACUUUUUAUUUGACUUAUUACCAACACACCUCUGACCAAUGGGAUGCGAGGGGUAUGAUAUCCGCGCAACGCCCACCCACCAAAGAAGCCCCUGCUUGGUCACCGGGAAACCCCGUGGCUUGGUUGUGUGUCAGUUUGGUUGGACCCGCGGUCGAUGCCGGUGAGGAGGGGGAUGGGCGCCGACGCAAACGUAAGGACCCGAGAAAGAGUCAGAGCCCAGAACACAUAGAGCAGCAUAUACCCUUAAUAAUACCGACUGUAUAUAUACCAAACACUAACAUAAAUGGAUCAGGCAACCGGGACCUAUAACAGACACUCAAUGGAUUAACUGUACCUGACCGGGACAGGGGAUUUAACUUUAUGGCCAUGCGUGGAAGACAUUGAGAAGUUUGUUUCCUACCCCUGGAGAGGGAGCUACUUUUAAAGGCAAGGGAUAUAGGAGACACCGAGGUCGAGCCACGGGCCUGCUGGGCUGGAGCAUUGAUGUUGGAAUACCCGAAGGCUCCUCUGGCUGUUGAUUCGAUUAACGUGUUUGCACUGGUGGGCAUGUCUCUUUAGGUCUCCCCAUGACCGUGAGCCGUGGGCGGCGGCUCAGCGGCUCCCCCCCUCUGGUGUGGACAGUCACUGCAGUUGGGGCCCUGUAACCAACCCCACCCCCUUCCCCCCCCCCUCCCCUCCCUUCCCCCCCUCAUCUCUCCCCCCUCCUCCUCCUCCCCUAACACUUCUUGAAUAUACCUCCUUUUAUUCCCUCCCCUGCCUCCCCCACCCUCCCGCGUGCCGCUGGACGUCAUGAGCAUAGUAAUCGCGCUGGGAGUCACCACACCUGAAACCUCGUACUCCGAUAUGGCUGCUGGAUCCGACCCUGAGUCAGUGGAAGCAAGUCCUGCGGUGAAUGAGAAGAACUACAACAGCCACAGCUGUGGGAGUGCACAGAGCCAUGGGUACCGGGGCCUGCCCUAUACGAUGCAACAGUCUUCCGUUGUGUGUUGUCAGGAUCACAACUAUGGCGCUCCCCCUCCUCCCACCCCACCCGCCUCCCCGCUCUCCCAAACCAUCAUUCCCCGCAUGGAGCUCAACGGCGGCGUGGCUCACGGCCAUGGCUUCCGCCGGCGCGCCGGUACCGAGGACCACUCUGCGGACAGCGACAGCUCGUCCUCUGAGGACCCUGAGAGCUGGUGCCGCUGCACCCUGACCUCCGACGGCCAGCUCAACAAGUGCCACAACUGCAGGGGCGUGUACUGGAGGAAAGCACCCGACGGCCAGCACAGGAAGCCAGAGAAUAUAUCCGUGGGGGAGAGCAGCGCAACGGAGAGCGGAGAUGAGGAAGUGUCUCCGGCCAGCGUGUCGUACACGGCCACGCAGCACACGCCGACCAGCAUCACGCUCACCGUCAACCGCAUCAAGAGGAACAAGUCCAAGAAGAGGAAGAAGAGCACCGAGAAGGCUCGCGGGACGCCCAAGAGCAAGAAGGUCAAGGCCUUCAGAGAGGGUUCUAGAAAGUCCAUGAGGAUGAAGAACUCGACCACAGAGGCCAACGUGUUGGACGAGAACACUGCAGAGGGCUGGGAGACCAAGAUCCGCCAGUGGACGGACCAGUACGACGAGGCCCACGCCAACCAGUAUAGUGCAGACGUCCAGACGCUUCUCGAGUCGCACUGCGGAGCAGAGACAAAGACGGAGAGCGUUGCCACAGCAACCGCACAACAGUCGAAGAUCAACACGACGACGACGGCGACGACCCAUCUCAGUGUUGACGUGGACAGCAUCGACCACACAGAGCCAGCUAGCAACAACGCAGUGUUGAGCUCCCAGAUGCAGCUCCAGCUGGGCCGUGUUACGCGGGUGCAAAAGCACAGGAAGACUUUGAGGGCGUCUAAGAACAUGGACGCUGGCACCCUGAUCAUAGAGUACCGGGGAAAGGUCAUGCUCAAACAACAGUUUGAGGUCAACGGGCACUUUUUUAAGAAACCCUACCCGUUUGUGCUGUUCUACUCCAAGUUCGACCAAGUGGAUAUGUGUGUGGACGCGCGGACUUUUGGCAACGACGCCCGCUUCAUCAGGAGGUCGUGCACGCCUAAUGCCGAGGUUCGGCAUGUGAUGGCAGAAGGAAUGCUGCACCUUUGUAUACACGCCCUCGGGCACAUCACCAAGGAUGCCGAAGUCACCAUCGCAUUCGACUACGAGUUCCACAGCUGCAACUACAAAGUGGACUGCGCCUGCCACAAGGGCAACCAGAGCUGCCCUGUGCAGAAGCACAACCUCCGCCCCAAGGAGGACCCGUCGUGUACCCCCUCUGCCCCUUCUUCACUGACCGGGGCUGAGACCCGACAGCGCAAAGCCCGCAAGAAGGAGCGGGGCGAAGGCCACGCCACAGGGGCUACCUCCGACGAGGGCAGCCAGCAGCCGGAGGCCGGAGAGCUGCAUGCAGCCAGCGACACAGAGGACGGGCUCCAGGAUGAGAUGAAGCAGGAAGAGGCAGAGGAGGGAGAAGUGGACGAGAAUGGCCUCAUCAGCUCCAGCAAAAAGGCGUUUGACAGCAUGGAGAAACGACGGCGAGCGAUGGGAGCGGAGGACCCUAAGGAGGAGUGUUUGGACCCCGCGGACGGAGCAGUGAACCCCUCUACUGGAAGCACAGCAGCCGUGUGCAUCAGCACCCGACGGGCGACCUACGUUAUGGAACUGCCCCAAAACGAGCCAGAAAAGGCACCGACAUCCUCGGCCCCUGCCCUCGCCGCUCCGACAAAGCCCCCGCCGGCCCGUUCCAGCAAGCCCCGUUCCAAGAGCCGCAUCUCGCGGUACCGCUCCAGUUCUUCGCAGCGCGCCCGCCGCCAGAGGCAGGCCCUGGCCCAGCAGGCCGCCGCCGCCGCCGCCGCCGCCGCUGCCGCCGCCGCCACCGCCACCACGGACCAGACGGCAGCGCCAGAGGAAGAGGGGCUCCACGGACCGUUCAACACAGAGCUCAGUGCGGGGGAGUGCGGCCUGGGGGCCGGCCAUCUCCUGGACCCUGAGGUCUGCCUCAACAGAGGCACCCUGCGCUACCCAAAGACAAAAAAGUACCUGGUGACGGAGUGGCUGAACGACAAAGGACCCACUGGGGAGAAGAUCCAGCCGGACGUUCCCUCGGAUGGGCCGCUGCGCAUCACCACAGACCCCACGGUGCUGGCCACCACCCUCAACAUGCUGCCAGGCCUGUCCCACACCUCCUACAUCUGCACCGCGCCCAAACACUACGUCCGCUUCGGCUCACCCUUCAACCCGGAGCGCCACCGCCCGCGGCCGCUGCAAAUGGAUGGCACCUAUGGCUGCUACAAGAAGCGCUGGAUCAAGCAGGCAGAGGACGAGAGCUGCUCAGCCAGCCUGGAGGACGGCUCGGAGUCCACCUCGUCACACCAAAGCACCAGUAGCAGAUCCACGCCCAACCCCACGUCUCACGAGCUCCUGGCCCCCUUUAAGAAGCGCCGGGCCAAGUACGCCGCCGUGCCGCUCCCCAUGCAGCACCUGUCCCGCCCGCUGUCGCCAAUCACACCGCCGCUGCCCGAGGACCCUCUGCACCCCCUGAUGGGUCUGCCCUGUGGCCCACUGCUGCUGCCCAGCAGCCUGGGCUACUCGCCCAUCCCCUCGCUGCCAACCAGCCGCUGCAACACGCCCCUGCAGUUUGAGAACAUAUCGUCCCCAGAGGCCUCUCCCGUACAUCGGCCUGAGUCCAUAUCUCCUGAGCCCUGCUUGCGGAGCGACGCCGACGGACCGCAACUCCUCUUCCAGGACCUCUCGCUGCCCUCCAGCUCCGGCAGCCCCGCGCCCGCCUCAGAGGACUUUUCUCUCCCCGGGGGGCCCUACGGAAACGAUUCCCAGGGCCUCCCUGCGUCGGGGGGCCUUGCCCCGCCGUCCUGCCCCCCCUCGGACCUUGCCCCCCCGCCUCCGGGCCGCGACCCGGCGUUCAGGACAGAGUUCAACCUCAUAUACACGUGCUCCCCGCUCAACGCCAACCUGGCAACGGUGGGGAACGGCGAGCAGCGCCCCUCCCGGGCCGAGGGCCGCUUCUCCCCGCCGGAGCCUUCCUUUGGGGGCGCAGGCAUCCAGGGCCCCCCUGGAGAGCCAGGCUGCAUGUCCCCCUAUGGCGAGUCUCACUACAGUGCUGGGGACCUCUACAGCGAGAGCAUCUACGGUGCUGGGGACCUAGGCGGCACGUCCCCCCACACUGGCCACCAACCAGUAAAGAAGAAGAGGGCCAAUCAGCAUGGCAUUAGUCUGCUGGCAGGAAGGCCCGGUUACCAGGCUAUAGCUGUAAGAAGUCAAUACAAGCCAGUACAGAAUAUGGUGUCUCUGCUGGAGUACCGCAAGAGGAAGCAGGGCAGCGGCCGCGAGCCUGACCCGGGCAGCUCCUCCUCUUCCUCCCUGGCGGUUGUCCUGGGCAACCAACCUGGUUUCCACUACAGCCAGGAUCCCUAUCAUCCUCCGCCUCCUGCCCACCCCCAUCACCACCUCCAGCCCCCCGCGUCCCCGCUGAGCUCCUUCUCCUCCCCUGCCCACGCCUCUUCCUCCUCCACCCCCCACGUAGAGGAGGUCAGCCCUCCGCAGCACAGCCCCAGCCACUGGAUGGUCCCCACCAGUGUGGAGCGGCUCCGGGAGUGCCAAGGGGUGCUGGAGCGUGUGCUGCGGGGUGGCAUGAAGGUGGACCGCAUCCUGAAGAAGACCGACGGUGACAAGGAAGCCGAUGGAUACGAGCCGCAGGGGCCACGGGGCUCUCCCAGCAGGAGCCCAGCCCGCUACAGUCCCUCCGUGUUCUCCCAGCAGUCGUGUGAGGGCCAGCGGCAGAUGGACAGCCCCUCGUUCCACCAGCAGAGCAGCCCCUCGCCCUUCUCCGGCUCCUACAGUCCGUCGUCGGGCCAGAGCUUCUACUCCCGCCUCUCCCAGGACCACCCCCCUUCGUCCUACCCCGGGCACCACCACCCCUCCUCGUGGUCGGACCCCCUGCCGCCAGGCGGGGCUCUACACCAGCAGAGCAACAGCAGCUGCAGCAGCAGCCACCUGAAAGCCAGCCUGCUGAGCAGCAGCAGCGCGGUGGGGUCAACCACCCCGGGUUCCAGGGGCAGUGGGCAGGCAAAAACUGACCUGGCCUCCCAGGCCUGUAGACUUAUUCAGCAACAGCAGGGGGCGCUGCAGGCGGGCGCCCGGCUGUUGUCGUCGUCCCCCUCAGGGGCCCCACACUACCCACCACGCCACGGGGCCACACCCUCCCUCGCCCAGUUCCAGCACCCGCCGCUGCAGGGCUCAGGCGUACGGACCCAGUCUGGAAGCUUUUAGUGUGUGUGUGUGUGUGUGUGUGUGUGUGUGUGUGUGUGUGUGUGUGUGUGUGUGUGUGUGUGUGUGUGUGUGUGUGUGUGUGGGUGGAUGUACAGAUCUAAGAGGACUUAUCAUGGCGUUUAUUUUCUUACGGUGUGUGUCAUGUUAAAUGUAUGAUGCGUCCUGCACAGAGCUCCUCACUGACCAGACUGAAAAGGAAUCAGUGCCAAGAGCCAGUUAAAAAAAAAAAAAAAAAAAGACCUUUGAAAAAAGAAA